Molecule: messenger RNA, 2954 nt
Organism: Belonocnema kinseyi
Lineage: Eukaryota; Metazoa; Arthropoda; Insecta; Hymenoptera; Cynipidae
Product: pre-rRNA 2'-O-ribose RNA methyltransferase FTSJ3
Exons: 5
Coding region: 89-2602 (837 amino acids)
Biological process (GO): maturation of LSU-rRNA from tricistronic rRNA transcript (SSU-rRNA, 5.8S rRNA, LSU-rRNA); maturation of 5.8S rRNA from tricistronic rRNA transcript (SSU-rRNA, 5.8S rRNA, LSU-rRNA); rRNA methylation
Cellular component (GO): preribosome, large subunit precursor; nucleus; nucleolus
Molecular function (GO): rRNA (guanine) methyltransferase activity; rRNA (uridine-2'-O-ribose)-methyltransferase activity
Source: RefSeq, a predicted model, not a curated record
AACACGUGCUCGGCGACUGUCGACUUUUGUCGACAAGUCGGUAUAUAUUUAUGUUUCUUUCUUUAUAAAUAACUAUUUAAAUAUCAAGAUGGGUAAAAAAUCGAAAAUUGGAAAGCAGAGGAGGGAUAAAUAUUAUCAGUUGGCCAAGGAAACAGGUUAUCGAUCUCGAGCUGCAUUCAAAUUGAUACAGUUAAAUCGCAAAUUCCUAUUUCUGCAAGAGAGUACAAUAUGUAUCGAUUUGUGUGCUGCACCCGGAGGAUGGAUGCAGGUGGCAAAAGAAAACAUGCCAGUAUCUUCAACGGUAAUUGGUGUGGAUUUGUUUCCGAUAAAGUCGGUUCCAGGUUGCAUAAGUCUCAAAGAAGACAUAACAACAGAUAAAUGCCGAGUGGAAUUGUCUCGUGUAUUAAAUAGUGAGAAGGUAAACGUCGUAUUAAACGACGGAGCUCCAAAUGUCGGUAAAAAUUGGCUUCACGACGCAUAUCAACAGGCAGUUUUAACUUUAUCGGCACUGAAACUGGCGACUCAAUUUUUAAUGCCAGGAGGAUGGUUUGUAACUAAAAUUUUCCGAUCGAAAGAUUACAAUGCGCUGAUUUGGGUGCUGAAACAAAUCUUCAAAAAGGUUCACGCUACAAAGCCACAAGCUUCAAGAAACGAAUCAGCUGAAAUUUUCGUAGUGUGUCAACACUUCAUUGCUCCGGACAAACUCGACCCCAAGUUUUUCGACCCAAAAUACGUCUUCUCGGAACUUGAAGUCGAAUCUGGAAACAAGCUAAACGUCUUCCACCCUGAGAAGCAAAAGAAGGCGAAAGCAGAAGGAUAUCCGGAAAAUGAUUACACUUUGCAUCAUAAAUUGUCAGCCAAGGAUUUCAUCGCCCACGAAACUGGAAUUGAAGCUUUGCAGCAUGCGUCGGAAAUAGUGGUCGAUGACGAAAGGAUAGCAAAGCACACAAGAACGACAAAUGAGAUUAGAGAAUGUUGCAAAGACAUAAAAGUCUUGGGUAGAAAAGACUUGAGAUUGUUGCUCUCUUGGUGGAAGCACUUGAAGGAAGAUUUCAGCAAACAAGACACUGAAGCGAAUGAAGCCUCUAAUGCUGAAGGACAAGAGGAAGGCGGAAAUGUUCCAUUGACGCUGGAAGAAGUGGAAGACAUGGAAGACGGGAAAAUCAGCGAAGAAAUUGCUAAACUUAGGGAAGAGGAGAGCAAGGAGCUGAAGCGAAAGAGGAAAAAAGCUAACAAAGAGAGACAGAAAUUAAAUGAGAAACUUAAUCUGAAAAUGGUGCUUAAAGGAGACGAAGGUCCGGUAUUGGAAGGAGACGAUAUGUUCACUUUGAAAGAAAUCCAAACGCUUGAUCAUUUGAAGACUGUUACUGAUCAAACUCCUGAUGUUCUUGCUGAAAGCGAAGAUGAGGAAGAAACUAUUUUGCCGAAAAAAGUCAGAUAUGAAAAGGAAUCGGGCCAUUUGGAUAGCUCAGGUCUUUAUUACAAAUCGGAUGAAAGCAAUCCGGAAGAUUCUGAUGAUGAUGAGUCUGUUAGUGACAAAUCUGGGUUAGGGUUAAGUGGAUCAGAGGACGAAAGCGAGAAACCCAAGGUUCAACCAAAGAGGAAAAGGAAUCUUAAUACAGACAAUAAUCCCCUGAUUACAGAUUUAGAUCCUAGAGACAAAAAGACGAAGAGAGUUCAUAAAGCAGAACUGUGGUUUGCGAAAGAUAUUUUUAAAAAUUUAGAAGACGAGAAAGAUGAGGACUUCGAAUUGGAUAAAAUGGUGGAAGUUUUGAAGAAGGGAGGAGUGAAGGUCGGUGAAGAGAAAUGUAAAAAGAAGUCUACGAAAACUAAAAGUAAGAUGCAGGAGGAAGAGGAUUCGGACUAUGACGUGGAGGAGGUUAUGACGCAGAAAAAGAAAGUUCAAAAGGUUGGGGGAAAGGAUGGUUACGAGGUUGCAGCGAAAGAAAAACCUAGAAAAGACAAGGUGAAGAAAAGGAAAUUAACAGAAGAGGACUUGGCGUUAGGAUCGCUUAUGGUGAGUAGUAAAAAGGCCCGCCGCGAUUUGAUUGAUGGUGCCUGGAAUCGAUACAUGUCGAACGACGACAAUCUUCCUGACUGGUUCAUAGAAGACGAAGGAAAGCAUAUGAAGAAGGAAGAUCCAGUGCCUAAGGAACUCUUGGACGAGUAUAAAAAGAGGGUAGAAGACCUCAAUGUUCGACCAAUCAAAAAGGUCAUCGAAGCUAAGGCUAGGAAGAAGAAGAGGGCUAUGCGUAAACUUGAAAAAGCAAAGAAGAAGGCUGAGGGUAUUAUGGAUAACGUGGAUAUAAGCGACAGGGAAAAGGCUAGACAGGUUAAUGCACUUUACAAGAGAGCUCACAAAGAACCUAAACAGGAAGUAACUUACGUAGUUGCGAAGAAACACAUGGCACAAAAGCGAGCCAUCAGGCCAUCGGGAGUCAAAGGUCACUACAAAGUUGUCGAUCCAAGAAUGAAGAAGGACUUGCGAGCUGCCAAGAAAAAGGAAAAGACUAAAGGUCGUGGAAAGAAAACUCGCGGUAGCAAAACAGGAAAACCUCCUAGAGGAAAACCUAAAGUCGCGAAAGGCAAAAAGGCUAAAUAGAUCGUGAGUUCUUUUUGUAAAAAGAUUUAAUUUGUUUCUAUUUCAUUAAUUUUUUUAUACCUCUUGAACUCGGGAAGGAAUUCCAGAUAUAUUUGCAACAUCCUGUUCAUUUCAAAGGAAAUUCGUUACGUGUCAAAUAUUUAAUUUCGAUCAGCAGAUGGAAUUUAUCAUGUACAUAUUAUCAUGUUGUAUCAAAAUGUUUUUCGAUAAAAUAAGUAAAAGAUCAGCUUCUUGUGAGGAAUCCUUUACUAGUGACAGUGCGUUGUAAGUCAUUGUUGACAGGGGAGUAAUAAACAGAAUUACAAUUUAAAAUGCUGCUUUAGUGAUUCAAUAAAAAAAUAUUUGAUAUUUU